This is a messenger RNA of Mugil cephalus (flathead mullet), 2902 nucleotides long. RefSeq names its product asparaginyl-tRNA synthetase 1 (gene nars1). Gene Ontology annotation, cellular component: cytoplasm. Lineage: Eukaryota; Metazoa; Chordata; Actinopteri; Mugiliformes; Mugilidae. The transcript has 15 exons. The record is from RefSeq and is a predicted model, not a curated record. The coding region runs from base 159 to 1838 and encodes 559 amino acids. Gene Ontology annotation, biological process: asparaginyl-tRNA aminoacylation. Gene Ontology annotation, molecular function: asparagine-tRNA ligase activity; ATP binding; nucleic acid binding.
CCCCUCCGCCUGUGUCGCUUUGCGGCAGGAUUUAGGCUGAUGCAAAGUUACAUGUGCGACUGAGCAGACAUCCGCAGACGGUCUUGGGCUUCUAGUUCCAUUUUUUUUUCUGUCUAAUAAAUAUAUCAUCAGCGGACUCCUGUUUUACUAGGGUCAACAUGGCGACCGAGGUAAAAAAAGGUGUGGAGACACUCUCAAUCGGAGAGCUGUAUGUGUCCGACAAGUGUGGCAGCGACCAGGAUGGAGACGGCACGCAACAGAAGCCCUUCAAAACGCCUCUCAAGGCUCUACUGUUUGCUGGGAAGGAUCCAUUCCCGACCAUUUAUGUCGACUCACAGAACGAGGGAGAGCGUUGGGCAGUGAUCUCCAAGACGCAGAUGAAGAACGCAAAGAAGGCCUUUAACCGCGAGCAACUGAAGACCGAUGCCAAGGAUAAGAAGGAGGCAGAGGACGGUGAGAGGAGAGAGAAGAACUUGGAAGAAGCCAAGAAGAUCAUCAUUGAGAAAGACCCCAGCCUCCCUGAGCCUGAAAAGGUUAAAAUCAACCAACUGGAGGCAAAGAGAGGUCAGAGGGUGAAGGUGUACGGAUGGGUUCACCGCCUCAGGAGACAGGGCAAGAACCUGAUGUUCAUCGUGCUGAGAGAUGGAACUGGUUUCCUCCAGAGCGUCCUGUCCGAUAAACUGUGCCAGUGCUACAACGGCUUGGUGCUGUCCACAGAGAGCACCGUGGCUCUGUACGGGACCGUGACUCCUGUUCCUGAGGGGAAACAGGCGCCCGGAGGCCACGAGCUGCACUGUGACUACUGGGAGCUGGUGGGCUUGGCCCCGGCAGGUGGAGCCGACAACCUGCUGAACGAAGAGUCCGACGUGGACGUCCAGCUGAACAACCGUCACAUGCUGAUCAGGGGGGAGAACGUCUCCAAGAUCCUCAGAGUGCGGUCCACCGUGACACAGUGCUUCAGGGACCACUUCUUCAACCGCGGAUACUAUGAGAUCAGUCCUCCGACCAUGGUGCAGACUCAGGUAGAGGGCGGCUCCACGCUGUUCAGCUUCAACUACUUUGGCGAGCAGGCCUACCUGACGCAGUCCUCUCAGCUCUACCUGGAGACCUGCAUACCCGCCCUAGGAGACACCUUCUGCAUUGCUCAGUCGUACCGAGCUGAGCAGUCUCGCACCCGCAGACACCUGUCUGAGUACACUCACAUCGAGGCCGAGUGUCCCUUCAUCUCAUUCGAUGAUCUGCUGAACAGACUGGAGGACCUGGUGUGUGACGUGGUGGACCGCGUGCUCAAAUCCCCCGCCGCACCGCUGCUCUACGACAUCAACCCGAACUUCAAACCUCCCAAGAGGCCGUUCAAGAGGAUGAACUACACCGAAGCCAUCGAGUGGCUCAAAGCGCACGAUAUCAAGAAGGACGACGGCACUUACUACGAGUUUGGAGAGGACAUCCCCGAGGCUCCAGAGAGGCUGAUGACCGACAGCAUUAACGAGACCAUCCUGCUCUGCCGUUUCCCAGCUGAGAUCAAAUCCUUCUACAUGCAGCGCUGCCCCGAGGACAGGCGGCUCACUGAGUCGGUUGAUGUGUUGAUGCCCAACGUUGGUGAGAUUGUUGGAGGCUCAAUGCGUAUCUGGGACGCUGAAGAGCUGCUGGACGGAUACAAAAGGGAGGGGAUCGACCCAACCCCAUACUACUGGUACACUGACCAGAGGAAGUACGGCACAUGUCCUCAUGGGGGAUACGGUUUGGGUCUGGAGCGUUUCCUCACCUGGCUGCUGAACAGACAUCACAUCAGGGACGUCUGCCUGUACCCUCGAUUCAUCCAGCGCUGCAGACCCUGAGCCACAUCUAUACGCCAACAUACACUCACACAAACACACACAACACACAGUACGACACAAGUACCUCCAGGAUAUGGCAUGUGGCAGCACUCUGUUAGCCGUGCUGCACAUUAAGUCAAAUUACAGAAACGAGUUUUGUUUCGUUACUCGAUUUAUUUUCUGCAUUACACAUAAAUUCUGAAAGCUUAGCAGCUUUCCAGUGAACUCUGUCACCACAGACUCAGUUGGAUAUUCCACGUGCAGUGCUCUGCCUGAAACCUUAAAUCUUCCAUCUUCCCCUUAUUAGCCCUGUGACUAAUUCUGAUCAUUUCUGCCUCUACACAUGUUGUCUUAUGGCGGAUUAUUGAACUAGAAAUGAACAGUUUUACUGUUCUAUAAGUCCUUAUAACAAAAUGAUACCUUUCUGCACUAUACAUUUAUUUUUUUACUAUGAUUUAUUAGCAAUGCGGCUUUAAAAUGGAAUUUUAAAGUUUUCGAGAUAACUUUGUAGCCGUUUAAGUAAACAGUCACAUGAACCUUCAAAAGAACUUUUGACAACUUAUCAUGUUUCUUCAAAGGCAGAACAGAAUCCUGUCACAAAAAGGUCUGAAACUUAGAGGGUCAGAAUUGAGGGAAUAACAGAAACUGACGUAAAUCGGAGCACAAAACAUGAGAUGGAAAUCUACGAUGACGGUUCAUUUUAAGAUUUCAAAAAAUUACAAGUUACACACACACACACACACACCUUCCUUCUGCUUCCUCAUUGUGCCAGGUGACCACUGUCCAUCAACAGUUGGUUCAAAGUAAUAUCACAAAAAAAUAGCGCUACUUCUUCUGCACACUGUUUCUUGUUCAUGGGAACAAUUUACUUCUUUUCUAAAUUAAAUCCAGCCUUGUCUGGAAAUCAAAGGUAGAAAUAAACCGUGGGCAGCGGUCUGUCCGUCAUAUUCCACCAUCUGAAGUCCUGGUGGUUUAGAAAUGUGACAUUAUUCUCGAUCUCUUUCUGUCUCUGUCUGCUCUGCCUCUUCAUAUGAUGAACCUCCUACUCAAUUAACUGCACUUAAAUAAAAUGUGACUCAAACAUG